This is a messenger RNA of Erythranthe guttata (spotted monkey flower), 599 nucleotides long. RefSeq names its product large ribosomal subunit protein eL30. Gene Ontology annotation, molecular function: structural constituent of ribosome; RNA binding. The record is from RefSeq and is a predicted model, not a curated record. Gene Ontology annotation, cellular component: cytosolic large ribosomal subunit. Lineage: Eukaryota; Viridiplantae; Streptophyta; Magnoliopsida; Lamiales; Phrymaceae.
GUCCCCACACUGUAUACUGCGCCGCGGUGCUAAACUACGCCUCAUUAGGUUACAUUUCUGAUUUCUCCACUCUUUGUGCGGCGGCGAAACCGUAGCUGUACUAUCAAAAUGGUGGCGGCGAAGAAAACUAAGAAGACUCAUGAGAGCAUUAACAACAGAUUGGCUCUGGUGAUGAAGAGCGGCAAAUUCACCCUUGGUUACAAAACCGUGCUCAAAACUCUCCGCAGUUCAAAAGGGAAAUUGAUUCUAAUUUCGAACAACUGCCCGCCGUUGAGAAAAUCGGAGAUCGAGUAUUACGCCAUGCUCUCCAAAGUUGGUGUUCAUCACUACAAUGGAAAUAACGUUGAUUUGGGAACUGCUUGCGGAAAGUACUUUCGAGUUUCAUGCCUCAGCAUUGUUGAUCCAGGUGAUUCGGACAUCAUCAAGUCAUUGCCCAGCGAACAGUGAGAAGAGACUUUUCGUUGACUUUUUCGAUUUCUUGAAAUUGAUCCUAUUUUCACAUGUAGAACUUCUUCGGAUGAGUUAAAUUUCUUUGACAUGAUAGUUUAUGUGUUAUUUGUUGACUUGUUAUCCGUAUCGAGUUUUUGCGUGCCUUUGGC